AUGCAUCUCAACACUUGUUUCGCGCUUCUGUUAAUGGGUCUGGCAUUUGCUCAGGCCCUACCAGCCCAGAAGACCGAAAAGGCUCUGGAAGAGGAGAACCUGAUUCUCGAAGAAACUGUCGACGACAAGGCAAGGUCUAAAAAGGCAGCAAUCUGGAUGCAACAACCCCAGGUUGAGAGCAUCAACUACGUUCCUCAGGCUCAAACUGUCAGCCUGCUACCACAAGCUCAGACAGUCAGCAUCCAGUCAGCUGCACCAGCUGUUCAAGCACUGAAUAUCCAACCUACUGCCCAGACUCUCGGUCUUACAGCGGCUGCGCCUGUAGUCCAGAGCUACAGCGUUGAAAGUGCUCCAGCAGCUGUCCAGACAUUCAACCUUCCGGCUGCUGCACCUACUGUCCAAUCUUUCAGCAUUGAAAGUGCUCCAGCAACUGUCCAAAGCUUCAGCCUUCCAGCGUCUGCACCUGCAGUCCAGAGCUACAGCAUUGAAAGUGCUCCAGCAGCUGCCCAGACAUUCAACCUUCCGGCUGCUGCACCUACUGUCCAAUCUUUCAGCAUUGAAAGUGCUCCAGCAACUGUCCAAAGCUACAGCCUUCCAGCGGCUGCACCUGUUGUCCAGAGCUACAGCAUUGAGAGUGCUGCUGCACCAAUGCAGACAGUCAGCGUUCAACGUUUCGCACCUGUAGUCCAAAGCUACAGCAUUGAAAGUGCUCCAGCUGCUGUACAGACACUCAACCCUCCAGUUGCUGCGCCUACGGUCCAGAGCUACAGCAUCGACAGUGCUCCAGCAGUUGCCCAGUCUUUCGCCCUUCCAGCGGCUGCACCUGCUGUCCAAUCUUUCAGCAUCGAAAGUGCUCCAGCAGUUGCCCAAUCUUUCGCCCUUUCAUCGGCUGUACCUAUGGUCCAGAGCUACAGCAUUGAGAGUGCUCCAGCAGUUCCCCAGUCUUUCGCCCUUCCAGCGGCUGCACCUGCUGUUCAAUCUUUCAGCAUCGAAAGUGCUUCAGCAGUUGCCCAAUCUUUCGCCCUUCCAGCUGCUGCACCUAUGGUCCAGAGCUACAGCAUUGAGAGUGCUCCAGUAGUUGCCCAGUCUUUCGCCCUUCCAGCAGUCGCACCUGUAGCCGAGCGCUAUAGCUUCCAAAGUUUCCCUCGGGUUGUUCAGUCCAUGGACAUGGCUCAGCCUUUGACAUCGUACCGCAUAGUGCCUCAAUCUAGGAUAACCUACGUGUAA
This is a messenger RNA of Habropoda laboriosa, 1227 nucleotides long. Its product is annotated as cell wall adhesin EAP1-like. NCBI's taxonomy places the organism in Eukaryota, Metazoa, Arthropoda, Insecta, Hymenoptera, Apidae. The record is from RefSeq and is a predicted model, not a curated record. The coding region runs from base 1 to 1227 and encodes 408 amino acids. The transcript has a single exon.